UCUGUUGAUUGGGCAUAGGAUAAUCAUUGUAGCCAAUCAAAAUCCCUCUUAAGUUAUAAUGUAAGGACUGUGAUGUCAACAAGGAGAGAAAAAGUUGGCAUUUUUACCAAAAGUGGAAAAUGAAUGAACAGCGGGUUAAGAUAGAAAUUGAAAGGCCAAAGCCAAGAUGGUAUGUCAAUUUUGCAGACUUUGCCAACAUGGUAAAAGCCUUUAUUGGCUCAAAUUACCUCUAUGUGGCUUAUGCCUUUUCUCAAGUAGGAUUGUGGCUUGGAAUAGUUGGUAUGUUUGUGAUUGCCUUCCUCACUGACCAUUGUUGUCAUCUCAUCGUGAAAACCAAACACCAUGGCAUCAAAGGUAUGAUAAAGAAACAUACAAAUAAAACACCAGAUGGCGCUUCACGGCAACGAGACAACUAUAGCUGUAACAGCACUCCACGAGAUUCUGGCGUUGAUGAUGAUGAAUAUGAUAACAACGAGGGUACACCUUGUGUAACGCAGACGGACAGCGAAGAUAAUAGUGAUUUUGAAGUUUUAAACCAUGCUGAUAUCCACGAAAAUAUCACUAAAAAUAUGAGCUAUGGUGAUGUUGGAAAUUUAGCGUUUGGAAGUGUAGGUGUUGGAAUAGUCAAUUUCUGUAUCGGGCUUACACAGUUUGGAUUUUGUGUGAACUACUUUAUAUUUAUUGGAAAUACCCUACAUUCCUUAUUUCCUGUACAUCUAUGUUUCAGUGACAAUAAAACACAUGAAAGAAUAUGUAAAGAUGUACAUGAUAAUGAUAUAAAAUUCGGAAACCUCACGUGGACAGAAUAUUCGUCACAUGACAAUAUAUUAGACACCUACUCAGCUGAUAUUUUGACAGAUAAUUUCAUUUCAACAUUAGCCCCUAUACUGACAACAGUUACUCCAAAUAUUUCAACAACGUUACAGAAUGUAACUACAAUAUUACCUAAUAUUACCACUUUAGCACCCAAUGCUUCCACCAUACUACCAAAUAUUACCACAAUUACACCGAAUGUUACCACAAUUACACCAAAUGCAUCAACAUUUGCACCAAUUACCAAUGCGACGACUAGCGUACCAUGGACAUUAAUUCCUGAGUUAGUCUACACUGCUCCAGACUUGAAGAUUCUAGUAAUCUGUCCGAUCGUUGUGUUCAUUUUGUUUGCGUUGAUACGAAAUGUUCGAUACCUCGGAGUCAUCAGCAUGAUAGCAAAUUUCUCAAUCUUAUUUGGCUGUGUAUCAGUACUGGUGUUUAUUUUAAUUGAUUUCAAGAUAAGUGACAGUAUUAUAAAGUUUCGUAUUGAAGGAUUUCCCGUAUUUUUUGGAAUGGUUACUGGAGCUUUUGAAGGAAUUGGACUGGUGAUACCAGUGGAGUCGAGCAUGGUGGGUAACAGACAUUUAUUUUCUGCCUUUCUGCAUGGUGCGAUCCUCUUCCUGACCGUGGUGUUAGGCUGUUUUGGUAUAAUGGGUUACAUGAAGUACGGUGUCAAUGUACAUCAGAUGUUGAAUCAAAAUAUUCCCGCAGGAAAUCCGGUGUCAGUGGCUGUUAAUAUCGGAAUUUGUCUCGGAAUUCUUUUGACAUUCCCUCUACAAAUAUUCCCUGUGAUAGAGAUUAUUGAGAAAUAUCUGUUCAGUGAAGGUAGAAUAUGUGGUCCUAGUAAGCAGGUAUAUAGAAGAUUAGAGAGUGAUGGGGAGGAUGAAGCUUUGAUGCCACAUGAUAAAACUCCUACAUUAGGUCAUGAAAAUCUUGUUGCACAUGUACCAGAUAGUGUACCAGCUUGGAAGAGAAAUGUGUUACGUAUAGGUAUUGUAGUGUUAGCUGGUGGUUUAGCUGUUAUACUAAAAGAUAAUUUUGCCUAUGUUGGUGCUUUUGUUGGUGCUGUUGGAAGUUCAGUGUUAGCUUUUAUUUUACCAUGUCUAUUUCAUCUACGCUUAUGUUGGAAUGAACUCAAUGUUUUCAUCAAGUUCAAGGACAUUUUCAUCAUUGUAUUUGGAGUGUUUGCAAGUAUAAUAAGUGUGAUCUCGGUCAUUCAGAGGAUUGUAAAAAAUGUGGAUAUAGGAUAAAGAUGUCAGUUUUAGACAAGAAGUGAC
Messenger RNA from Ruditapes philippinarum (Manila clam), 2090 nucleotides. Its product is annotated as proton-coupled amino acid transporter 2-like. Gene Ontology annotation, cellular component: vacuolar membrane. NCBI's taxonomy places the organism in Eukaryota, Metazoa, Mollusca, Bivalvia, Venerida, Veneridae. Gene Ontology annotation, biological process: amino acid transmembrane transport. The transcript is spliced from 8 exons. The coding region runs from base 120 to 2063 and encodes 647 amino acids. Gene Ontology annotation, molecular function: amino acid transmembrane transporter activity. The record is from RefSeq and is a predicted model, not a curated record.